AUGAAGGUGCGUUGGGGUCAGCGCCGGGGGCCCGGGAAGAAGCGGACGCCAUGGUCCAUCCCGGACGGAGAUCCCGGCGUCGUGGAUCCUUGGGUCGACGACCACACUUCUCAUCCUCGUCUCCCCGCACGGGAAGCAAGCAGCAAGCACAGGUGUACCAUGGCCAUGGCCAAAGCAAGCACCGGAACCAACGGUUGCCGUGCUCCAGCAUCCACGACGUGGAUCAGCUUUGUGCGUCCGGCACCGUUCAAGUCAUCUGAUGCCUGGUUCGACUGGCUCAUGUCGAUCAGCAUCACCAUACUGCCCCAGGACGCAAGCAAGUCUUACUUUGGCGGCCGCCACGUCCGCCUCGACGGCCACGGCCAGGUCUGGUACGACUGGGCCCGUGGACGCGACAACCUCGCCCGCCGGCUCAUGAUGAUCAACUGGCGCCACCUCCACGCCUCCGUCAUCACCAACCCGCGCUUCGUCCAGGCCCAGAUGUGGACCAUGGCCACCACCUGGUCCCACGACCUCCUCUUCGACGCCAUCUACAGCAACAACACCAGCAACAGCAACAGCGCCCACUCGACCCUCAACACGGACGGCAUCGACACCAUCGACUCGGACGACGGCGCAUGGCGAUGUACGAACAUUACUGUCGAGGACUUUUCCGUUGUCACGGGCGAUACGAAGAAGCCCUUGACGGAGUCGUAUUGCGCCAACGUCCACAAUUCGUCAGGGUUUGAGUGUGAGCCGUUUCCUGAGGGCAAGGUGGCAGACGAGCUGGCUGGUCUGGUAUGA
This is a messenger RNA of Emericellopsis cladophorae, 783 nucleotides long. RefSeq lists its product as uncharacterized. The transcript is spliced from 4 exons. Lineage: Eukaryota; Fungi; Ascomycota; Sordariomycetes; Hypocreales; Bionectriaceae. The record is from RefSeq and is a predicted model, not a curated record. Bases 1 to 783 code for a protein of 260 amino acids. Gene Ontology annotation, molecular function: polygalacturonase activity. Gene Ontology annotation, biological process: carbohydrate metabolic process.